AUGUGGCCCGAAGGCUGCUUUGCAAGGGACAAGCAGCCACCGACGCGUACUGAAGUCCUCCGAAAGGAUCUCAAUGGAUUGCUUUAUAUCAGCCCUUCUACGCCGUAUCUCGACACCAUCACCGCCAACGGCGCCUUUGUGAAGGAGCAUCUUUGUACCAUCACUCCAAGUCAAUCACCCUUGCUGUCGUCGACUGCCAAAUCUCCUUCGACAAUGCCUCACCGCACGUAUAGCCCACCAGGAGAUGAUCCCAUGCUGGAGCCAAUCGCCAUCUGUGGCAUGGCAUGCCGUUUACCAGGAGGGGUGGACUCUCCCUCCUCGUUCUGGGAGAUGCUCGUGAAAAAGCAAUCCGGCCAGACCUCGCGAGUUCCCGAAUCCCGUUUCAAUAUCGAUGCCUAUUACCAUUCCAACUUGGAGCGUCCGGGGUCCUUCAAUGUGCCCGGUGGAUACUUCCUGGAUGGCCGUCCGGAGGACUUUGAUCCCACAGCGUUCAACAUGACCCCUAUCGAGGCCCAGUGGCUGGAUCCCCAGCAACGGAAGAUCCUCGAGGUCGCCUACGAAUGCCUGGAAAAUGCCGGACUCUCACUGGAGUCGGUGGCAGGCUCCAACACUGCUGUUUUUGUCGGAUCAUUCACGUCGGAUUACCAACAAAUGUCAAUCCGCGACCCGGACUUCCGCCACAACUACGCAGCCACGGGAGUCGACCCUGGUAUCAUCAGCAACAGGGUCGGCAACAUCUUCAACCUCAAAGGCCCUAGCUUCACCAUCAACACCGCCUGCUCGUCGUCCAUCUAUGCCAUCCAUAACGCCUGCAACGCCCUUCGCGCGCGCGACUGCGAUGCUGCCCUGGUCGGCGGAGUCAAUCUAAUCAUUACCGUAGACCAGCACAUGAACACGGCCAAACUUGGAAUACUCUCCCCCACUUCGACCUGCCACACUUUUGAUGCGUCGGCGGAUGGUUAUGGCCGCGCUGAAGGGGCCGGUGCCUUGUAUCUGAAGCGUCUCCGGGAUGCGAUUCGGGAUGGGGAUCCCGUUCGAGGAGUGAUUCGAGCAAGUGCAGUCAACACAAAUGGAAAAGUCGAAGGCAUGGGCAUCACCCAUCCCAGCGGCAAAGGGCAAGAAACUGUCGUCCGGAUGGCAUACGAGAAGGCCGGACUAGACCCGAAUGCCACUGCCUAUGCCGAACUGCAUGGAACGGGAACCCCCGUAGGCGAUCCAAUUGAAGUCCGGGCCAUUGCCAGUGCGAUGAACGACACCCGGUCAACGGAGAAGCCGCUCCUCUUGGGUGCUGUCAAACCGAAUAUUGGCCACAGCGAGGCCGCUAGUGGCAUCUUUGCCGUCAUGAAAGCUGCCCUGAUGACGGAGGCCGGUGUGAUCCCGGGUGUUGCCCACUUUCAGCGGUUGAAUCCAGCCAUCCACGAGAAGGAGUGGAACGUCAAGGUCAAUGUCGAUACCACCCCAUGGCCCCAGGAAUUCGACGUCCGUCGCGCCAGCGUCUCCUCCUUUGGCUAUGGAGGCACCAACGGUCAUGUCAUUAUCGAAUCGGUCGAGUCUCUCUAUCCCUGGUACCAGCACGCCCGUGCCAAGCGCGAUGCUCCCUAUACGCGCUCCUAUGAUCGACCAUUCCUGCUGUGCUUCUCGGCUCAUGACAAGGCAACGCUCACACGAAAUGUUACGGCUAUCAGCAAGGUGGCUGGGGAUUACUACAUGAUGGAUCUGGCAUACACGCUCAAUAUGAACCGAACCCGAUGGGGACAAAGGGCGUUUGCCGUCGCUCGUGAUGCUCAAGCAACUGCAGUGUUUGAUCAAUCUACAGUACAGUCUGGUGUGGCUUUCGCUGUGGUUCCCGAAGUCGGCUUCCUCUUCACCGGUCAAGGCGCGCAAUGGGCAGGAAUGGGACAGGUAGCAGCGAAUACAUUUCCUUCCUUCCUUCGAACGAUCCAGAAACUUGACCACAUCCUGGCCCGCCUGGACCCGGCCCUUCCUUCCGCCGAAGUUGCCCAGCCCCUCUGCACAGCUGUCCAGAUUGCGCUUGUGGACCUUCUCUCCGAAUGGGGUGUGGCCCCCUCCGUCAGUGUGGGACACUCGUCCGGGGAGAUCGCCGCGGCAUAUGCAGCGGGUCUUCUAUCCGCUCCCGAAGCCAUGCUGGCUGCCUAUUGCCGCGGUCGUGCCGUCCACGAGCAUUCCGGGGAAGGGUCGAUGCUGGCCGUCGGACUGGGAGUGGAUGCUGUGGGUGAAUAUCUGGCUCCUUAUGCACCGGAACAACUGUGCGUCGCUUGCGAGAACUCCCCCAGCAGUGUCACCCUGAGUGGAAUGCCCCAGUACGUGCGCGAGAUCAAGGAAAAGUUUGACAACUCCAAGGUGUUUGCGCGCGAGCUCAAGACGGGACGAGCCUAUCACUCACCUCAUAUGGCGGCCGUCGGUGCGGCGUAUGAUAACCUGUUGGCCCGCGCUCUUGCCACCCUCAACAAGCAUGAUCUACGCUGGCGCCGUCCCCGAUCAGCUAUGAUUUCUUCGGUGACGGGCCAGCCGGUGGACAUGGCAAUGGACUCGCUUCCUCCCUCGUACUGGAGCGAUAACCUGCGCUCACGCGUCCUAUUUGACACCGCGGUUCGCAUCCUGGGAACCGACCCUGCCUUCCAGCAGGUCAAAUGCCUCGUUGAAGUCGGCCCGCACUCGGCUCUGGCUGGUCCCUUCAAGCAGAUCUGUCUCUCCAAUAAAUUCGAACAACUGCGAUAUAUUCCCUCGCUGGUGCGCAGCAAGGAUGACGCUGAUCAACUGCUAUCGGUGGCAGGCGCCCUGUUCGUCGCCAACUAUCCUGUGGAUUUGGAGGCUGUGAAUGCAGUCGAGGAGAGCAAGACGGACCUCAGAUUUCGGAAGCCCAAGUCACACCGUCUCCUCGUGGAUCUGCCGCCGUACCAGUGGAACUAUGAGAAACGCUACUGGGCAGAACCCCGAGCGAGUGCAGAACAACGCAGUCUCAUCCAGCCUCGUCAUGAUCUGUUGGGCCGGCAGAUCACCGGGCUGUCGACGCAGUCGCGGCUUUGGCGUAAUGUCCUGCGUCAUCGCGAUCUGCCGUGGCUGAAGGACCAUGCGCUGGGUGGUGCCGCCAUCUUCCCGGCAGCCGGCCAUAUGUCGCUGGCAAUCGAAGCUCUGCGCCAGGUGGCCGAGACGGAACAAUGGCAGGUCGGACAGGUUCACCUGCGUGACAUCGAUAUCAGCACCGCGCUCGUGGUCCCGGAGACUGAAGCGGGGGUUGAGAUUGUCCUGCGCUUGGACGCACUCUCGCACCAGCAGCCAACUGCAGGCAACAGCACCCCCUGGUAUGCCUUUUCAGUCGAGUCACUCUCUGAGGGCAAGUGGGUAUCUCACUGCCGUGGCAAGAUAUCCGCCAGCCCCGAGGAUUGUGACAAGGAUCCGUAUGAGCACCCCGUGGAUCCAUCCCGACUCACGCAGCGCGUCCCGGGCAAGCGCUGGUAUGAAGCCUUCCGCCGUGUAGGAUUCUACUACGGCCCAACUUUCCAACAGUUGGGGCAGGUUCGCACCGAUCGCCGAUACCAGCAGGCCGAGGCCGAGGUGCGGGUGCGGGACCACUCUGAUGUCGUUCAGGAUGAGUCGCGAUACGUGAUCCAUCCCGCCACCAUCGACGCAUGCCUUCAGCUCAUUAUUAUCUCCAUCCACCGCGGCAAACAUAAGGAGAUGCCCUGGGGUGUGGUACCCAUCCGUCUGGAGGAAGUGACGCUGCGGUUCCCGCGCGACGGGGAUGAAGGAUCCAUGGGCACGGCAGUAGCCUGGACCGACAGCUGUGAGGGUCGCUACUUUAACACGCACACGCAACUGAGGGGACAGAGCGGCCGCGUGUUGGUCGAUGUGAAGAGCCUGCGUUGUGUGGCCUACGAGGCGGCGGUGCCGGCGGAUGCGGCGAGCAAGGCGAUCGACCCAGCUCCAUUCGCGACCGUUUCCUGGAAGCCUGACGUCCUUCGACUGCGGGAAUCGACAUAUCCCACAGUGUGGCCAAAGGGGACAUCCGAGGCGCAGGUCCUCGUGUCAAUGGUUCAAAUGAUCCAUCAUCGGCAUCCACUCGCGGCAGUCCUGUUCUGCGGCCAGCACACUUCUGACGUGAUCGAUGCGGUAUCGUCUGUUCUCCCCAAAUCCUGCAGUGUUCGUGCCGUCCAGAUGAGUGAGCUUGAGGACUCUCAUAACUCGAAUGCCGCAAUUGCCGGUCCCGCUGAUCUGGUGGUUGUCGAUGAAAGUGUGUCGGGCGCGCGUGAAGCAAUCCUGGGGCUGGUGAAGGAAGUCCAGUGGCUGAUUCAGUCGGGGACUGAUGACAAUUACUCCUUUGAGAAUGGCGUCAAGGAUGAAAAUGCUCUGUAUCCAGUGCUCGAGGUUCCAGUUGGCGGUCCACAGAAGGGAGCACGUCUUGUCCAGCUCCUCGCCCGAGGCAACGUCAGGUUGGUCGACGCUAUUCAGAAUGAGCAACUGGACGUCAUUAUCGUCCAUGCAUCCAGUCAGAGCGAGGACGGGUAUCUUAGCACCCAUCUGUCAGAUAAGGGACAUACUGUCAAGAGCACGACCGUGGACCGGUUCACUCUUCCAGGGAACCAAGAGAAUGAAGUCAUUAUUAUCGAUGACCGCCAUGGUACUCUGCUCAGCGGUCUGAGUGACCAAUCCUUUGAAGCUCUCAAGUCCCUGAUCAGGGCCAAUCUACCCAUGGUCUGGUUGACCCGAGGCGUCCGACAAGGUGCUUGCGUCUUCGGGGGCAUGGUCCAGGGCUUUUUGCGUGUCAUCCGGUCCGAACAGGCCUCAGCAAGGAUUGUGCAGUUGGAUGUCGACAAGGAGGAACAGCCAGCAGAUGUGGCAGAGGCCCUUCUGAGUGUGUUGCGGGACGCCCCGACUAAGGAUUCGGGCAAGGAUACCGAGUUCUGGCUGCACAAAGGGAUAAUGAAUAUUGCUCGCGUGGUUCCCAAUCACCAACUGAACACAGAAUGGGCGCCUCCUGCAUCCCUCGCCUCUCACGUUUCUGAGGUCAAGCAACUGCCAGACGGCGUUCGCCUCAAAUCCGCCAUCGUAGAUGGGCAGCUCAGCUUGACGUACGACGAGCCGGAACCAUCAUCCGCCCUCGGAACGGACGAGAUUGAGAUUCAGGUCCUUGCAUCUGAGCUGCAGACCACUCCCAAUAGCCCAGUAGUGGUUUCCGGUCGUGUGCUCCGUCAUGGCUCCUCAGUUCCUGCCGAUGUUGCAGCUGGCGAUCAUGUCAUUGGCUGGACGACCGAAUCGUUGACCACCGUUGUACGGACUGCUUGUUACAUCCGCCCGGACCCCUCCACCAACAGUGACCUGACGACGAUCCUGGCGAGUGUAGCAGCGCUUUCCAAGGUGGUCAACAUGUGCAUCACAACAACGAGUGUCAGCAGCACUGACCAGAUCCUGGCACUGCCUGGUCCAGCACCCACACUGCAUGCACUGGUUCGGUUAGGCAAGGCAAUGCAGUGGGAUGUUAGCCUCCUCGCCCGUUCUCCAGAAGAGCAACAGGAAUACAUUAGCAAAUUUAACAUUGGCAACGGCAGUGUCCUCCUUGCCGACGAUAUCCGUACACGCCUGCGUGAAAAGGACCGCAGAUGGGUCAUCCUUGCUCACGACUUCUCUCCCCUGAGUCAAGAAGUGUGGAGGCAGCUUCCUGCUCGCGGCGUCUUCGUCUUGAAUGAAGCAUUGCUGGAUUCUGCACCAGACCCGUUACCCUUCUCUCGUGAUGCGUCGUUCAUACCAACCAGCGUAAAGACACUGCAUACCGCGGCGGCGUCUGAGGUCCUCCAACGGGCGCUAGAUCUCGUCCAGAAAUACCCCGGGCUGGCAAACGACAUCGCGUCUGUGCAUGAUAUCAGCGAAUUCAGUCAGUCCAACAACCUUCUCCAGGCAGUCCCUGCGACUAAAGUUGGUGUCGUCACGUAUCGCUACCAUGACAGCCUUGUACGGGUCGCCCCCCAGCCUUUACGCCUGACUUUCUCCCCUGAUGCCAGCUACCUCCUCGUCGGGUGCCUCGGUGGUCUGGGCCGCAGCCUAACCCGCUUCAUGAUGGAACGUGGCGCGAGACACUUUGCCUUUGUUUCGCGUACCGGUACCGACAAACCAGAGGCGGCCCAUGUAGUCAAUCUUCUCACUGCCGCUGGUGCUUCUGUCAGGGUAUUCCGUGCGGACGCCGCGUCUGAGUCCGACAUGGUCCGCGUCGUACAGGAGGUCAAGGCCCAGCGUCCCAUCCGGGGCGUCGUCCAUGCCGCGAUGGUCCUGCGGGACGGAGUCUUUGAGCAGAUGGAUUGCCGCAGAUUCCAGGAGGCAGUAGAUCCCAAGGUCCUAGGCGCCGUGAGCCUCGCCAAGGCGCUGCAGGGUACCGAUCUCGACUUCUUUGUUAUGACCAGCUCCAUCUCGGCGACGCUGGGCAAUCCCGGUCAGAGCAACUACAGCGCGGCCAACAGUUUCCUGGAUACCUUGGCCUGGCAGCAUCGGAUGAACCACCGGCCGGGUGUGUCCCUGGUGCUUCCCAUGGUGCUGGACGUGGGGGUGGUGGCCGAAAAUGCAGCCAUCGAGACCUCCUUGCUCCGCAAGGGUAUGUACGGGAUCGACGAGCAGGAGAUGCUGCGCGGCUUCGAAGUCGCCAUGUCCCGCGCAGUGUCUCCGGUGACGUCUUUGGAAGAGGUUGGAGAUACGCAGAUCAUCCUGGGUCUUGAACCGACGGAAUUGGCCAAGGCAGUGCACUCGGACCAGACGGUCGACGCCUACUGGUACCAGGAUGCCCGCUUCGUCCACCUUCGAGCUGAGGUAGAGCGCAUCGGCCAGACUGCAUCCUCGACCUCUUCCCGGUCAGGCGGGCUCCAGAGUCUCCUUGCGAGCGUAGGGUCUGCAGAGCGCGACGAUAUUCUGACCGUGAUUGCACAAUACAUCGCCCGACGUGUCAGCAGUAUCUUGCUGAUUUCGGCGGAGGAUUUUGACCUAAAUGGACCCUCCAUUGCUAGCUAUGGCCUAGACAGUAUGAUUGGUGCGGAGAUGAGGAACUGGCUAUUUAAGGAAUUUGGACUUGAGUUCUCUUUCCAGAACUUGCUGUCGCCCUCGUUGACGUUCAAGGGAUUGGCUGAGGUGGUGGCCAUGCAUCUGGGCGUCAUUUCUGGCAACUGA
Aspergillus novofumigatus IBT 16806 is the source of this 7167-nucleotide messenger RNA. Its product is annotated as type I polyketide synthase. The transcript is spliced from 11 exons. NCBI's taxonomy places the organism in Eukaryota, Fungi, Ascomycota, Eurotiomycetes, Eurotiales, Aspergillaceae. The coding region runs from base 1 to 7167 and encodes 2388 amino acids. The record is from RefSeq and is a predicted model, not a curated record. Gene Ontology annotation, biological process: fatty acid biosynthetic process; secondary metabolite biosynthetic process. Gene Ontology annotation, molecular function: 3-oxoacyl-[acyl-carrier-protein] synthase activity; fatty acid synthase activity.